AUGUCUGCAAAUUGCUUCAUGAACUACGUCUAUGAGAACUUUGCAGCGUGGCUGAUGUACAGCUUACUGAUGAAGGUCCUGCGGGGCACCACGUUGGCGAGGAAGAGCCAGUUUUCAUGGAUCAGUUGGUGGCAGAAUUUCAUGUGCAAAAAAUAUGUGGGAUGGACAACUUUCCGAGCACUCUACGAAGAGUACCUCAUGUGGUUCGAGACUCUGUCUGGAGCACAUAUGGCUGGGCCGGACACAGCUGCUGCCAGUGUGAGUACUUUCCGAAAGGUUGUUAAGAGCUGGAGGAAGUACAUUGGUUAUCGCAAGGAGUCCCAGCAUGCAAGGUGUGCUAGCUGUGCGGAGUUCACCGAACGAAUCAAGAAGUGCCAGUUGCAAAGUGAGCGGGUCGCGGAGUGCUACAUCAUCUGUGAAGCCGACCUUCCGAAGGGGUCCGCCUCGGAGAUCGGCUUGUUGCUUCGGGGCUUGGAUGCGGCAGAAGACAUUCUGUCAAAGCGUUCUGUUCCCCGGCUUCCGGAACACCUUAUCUUGACGGACAACACCUGUCGUGAAGGGAGGAACCAGAAUGUGCUGCAGUUCGAAGGGGUAUUGGUCGCAAAAAAGAAGUUCAAAAGCGUAUCCCAUCUCUAUGGACCCGUCGGACAUACCCACGGGCCGCUAGAUCAACGCUUCUCCAUCGUCACGACUGGACUGGACUUCGUGGACGUCAUCCAGCGCACCGUCACACCUUCAAGAGGAAGGCUGUUGCUGGUGGAGGUAAUGUGGGGCACAUGGGACAUGAAAGUGUAUGUGCAGAAGCUGGGAAUUCAGAUCAGUGGUUUGGAUCUUCCGACGUACGACAAGCGACAAGAACUGCAAUGGUCAGUUGUGGAGCUGGCAAAGGAGGAGUAUGAGCCAUCCCCGGACGACGCUGUCUUGCUGCUGAAGGAAUGGGUCAGUUCUUCAUUAGACGUGGAGCUAAUGCCCUUGUACCGGAACCCUCUGAGCAAAAAGCAGAUUGAUCAGUUUCGGAAGACAGCUAUGGCUGUUGCCAAGCCUCCGUGGGACCUGACAAGGGAGACAAACGCAGAGCAGAAGGAUCCCUACAAGCCAGAUCGGCCUAAGUGGUUCUUUGGUGAUGCUACUGUGUGGGAACAAUUUGCACCAGGCCCAGUUCAGGAAGUCAUCAUCAAAAGCAAUCCCAAGCCAAGGGGUCAGGAGCAUGCUGACAGUGGCAAUGUGUUGGAUGUGCCAGGCCCUGUCCCAGAACACAGGCCCAGCAUGCCCUUUGAUGACAUUGCCAGCCUCGCGGACCAGGCCCGAAGCCAGGCGCCGCCUGAUCGCAGAUGCCAUCUAUGGGAAAAAUUUUCCCCGCCCAGAGUGGGACCGAUGAUUCGGCAGCUUGGGGGCCGAUCGAUAAGGUCGAUAGAUCUGAAGACGUCUUGGAAUUUGGCCGAUCCAGAGAUUCAGCGGCAAUUGCUUCAGGAUGUCAUCUCCCUUCGACCAUAUUGUUUGAUGCUUAGCCCGCCCUGCACCCACCUAUGCAAGAUGAUGUACUCCAACUGGGGUAAAAUGGAACCGGUAUCUCGAGAGAAGUCCUUAGAGCAAGCGAUUCUUUACAUGGACAUCGCUGUCUGGUUAUGCGAACUACAAGUUCAACUCCAAGCAUACUAUGUCCUGGAGCACCCGGCACAAGCCCUAUCGUGGCAGCGAAGAAAUGUGUCUUGCCAUGGAGGGCCGCAGCAAUUCCUGAUGCACCAGUUUCCCAACCAAGAAUCACGUAAUGACUUUGCGGAGUGGCUACGUGCAGAGAUCGAAGAGGACACUGUCCCCCAUGUCAAGAAUGCAGGUGAUCUUCCUGUCGUUGUGCCGGGAGAAGAAGAGUCCGAGACUCCUGCUUACGUCCAUCCCUGCAUGUUCAGCUUCUCAAAAGAUUGCUCGCAGUGCGGGCCUGUGGAGUUACACAAAGCAAGAUCCCUCAUGGAGCAGUUUGUGGUGGAUGGAUUUGUGUCAUCUUCAGAGCCAAUCAUGCUGAAGAAGCCCGUGCCUUUGAGGUCUGCUGCCAAAUCUGACCGACUAACGGGGGCUAAAUUCAUGUGCGUUCGAAACAUCUUGGACCUCGACUCCGGCAUUCGAGCACACAUCAUUGCGGCUGUGAACAAGCACGGAUGGAAAGGAUGUCCAUACAAUGAUGAUUCACUCUCGAGCAAGAAGCUGCUCCCGGGGCAUGCUUUCAAGUCGGCCAAAGUGAACAAGCAGUCAAGCUGGAUCAAAUAUGGUAAAGUGACAGCUGAGAGUGCAGGGUAUGUGUUCCAAUUCACGAAUGCGGUGCACGAAGACACCCCGCUCAAGAUACGUCAGAAAGCCUCAAAGGCAAUCUUGGAACAACGAUCCGAGCAUUGUGCACUUGCUGUGGCUUUGCGAGAUGAAGUGGCCGCACAGAUUCCCAAUGUCGAAGACUUUGUGAACAAGAGGUGGCUGGGUCGCCUGGCCAAGGGCGAUGUGGGCCUAGAAGUGGAACUGGGCACGGCAGUGGGUUUGAAGCAGCUCUUGGAUGAGUUCACAGGCAGCAAGCCCUCCGAGUCCAAAUCCGCAGCCUCCUUCAACCUCGAUCACGCUCAGCAGGCCGUGGACGAGAAAACCUUUGCUUUACUCAUGCAGGAGAUGGAGUUCGAUAUGCAGGCCUUCGCUGUGUAUCUGGCCAAUUCACAGUCACAUGCAUCGGCUGUUGAACACCAGAAAAACAUGUGGGGCAAGAAGCUUUUGGACGAAUCAAGAGCCGCCGCCGAUGCAUAUCUAGAUCAUCACGUGACAGCCUUCGUUUGGGACUCAAACCCCGGUGGAGCCGGGCACGAUCCUGGAAUGCUGGGAAUCACAGCUUACAAGGAGGUGCAAGUGGCACUGGUGAACUACAUCGCGCCGGCCCUCAUAAAAGCUGAGCAUCAGGCUGCAAUGCUCAAGGUCAUGCAGCACUCCCUGGCAGACCUGCAGAAUGUGGCCGUGUUCCUAUCCCCGUUGUUUUCCUACAAAAAGAAUGGGAGGUACAAUGAGGAGAAGGCGGUGCUCCAGCGUGUGUCCAUGACCGGCGCUCAAAUGGACCGGGGAUUCAGCUUGAUCUUCAAUGACAAGCUUGACGAACGUGAUGAUAGGCCAUUGGUAUACCCCGGGCAUCUCCUUAUGUCCCCGUCCACGGACGUUCAGACCAAUGGAAAUGUCUUGUGGAAGAAGUCCUCCCUGUUCCGCCGUUCCCGCACGAAUGAAGCAAGCCAGGUUUCUGGGAAAGACAUGAUCAUGAUGGAGAAUGUGGGCGAGUCAGUGUUACCCGGCUCAACUUCUGUGGAAAUGGCCACCACAGUGAAAGGUGCAAUGAAGUGGGCACAGAUCGGGCACGAUGCCGCCCUGAAGCUUCUCCAAUCCCUCUUGGAUGGGCUCGACUUCCCAGCCAAAAUGGGUCUCGACUUGCUUGACCUCAACCCUCUUGUGGGCAAUUUCCUGUCGGAUUCCAACGGGGUCCCCAAGACCUUGACCGUGCCAGAGCCACUGGUGAAACAGUGGUACCACAACCAAUUCCACGGGAGUGCAUUCCGAAAGGUCAUGGAUUCGAUUGUUGAGAAAUUCGGACCACAGCCAUCAGCAAAGCGCACGAAAGUGGACUUGCAAGCAGUGGACCUCGACAAAGUGACCGGAACAGAAGUCGCAAAGAUGAACUUGCCGAACUUCAAGGUCGCUGCUGGCAUGUCACCACCGGCCCUGAGCUUCCGGAGUGACCAGAAGAUCUUCUUGAUGAACAACAAUCCCGAGGGUAAGAAGGCUACUUUGAGUCGUCAAACACCCAUUAAGCCCUUUUGCGAGGUGACAUUUCCUGAGGGCAGUGUGCUUGUGGGCUUUGGCAAGGGCAAGUGGGCACAGUUGAAGAAAGACGAGGAGCUCAACAAGGCUUCGGACCUGAUGUUCACUAUCACGGCCAUGGACCAGAAGGUUCUGCACGAGAACCAGCUUGUCACAGUCAAGGAUGCAUUGGCUGGCAAAGCAGAACCCAGGGUCCAGUAUCACAAGCUGGAGGACAAGCCAGGUAAGCCUGGUGAAAAGAUUGUCAAGCAGGACCCUGCGAUGGCACAAUGUUCUCUAACCUUGCACUUUGGGGCUUUGGUUGCUGAGCACAGCGUGGUGUUCAAACCCGAGAAAAAUCAGCUGAACAGCACCGAGAAGGUAACACCAGUUCUUGGGGCACUUUACGCAGAACCCGAAUCGUGGAACACAUCAUUGACAUCGGCUGUGUGGGUCGUGGUUCACUCGAUCAAUGGCUUGGGACCCGUGCGUCCUGUCAUCAUCAUCCCCGCAACCUUCGAGCUGGAUGGAAUGAAAGCCGUUGAGUUGAAGAAGGCGUAG
Symbiodinium sp. CCMP2592 is the source of this 4374-nucleotide messenger RNA. Lineage: Eukaryota; Dinophyceae; Suessiales; Symbiodiniaceae. The record is from the annotation of a GenBank genome assembly.